CUGGACGUAACAAGCAAAAAAUGCCUUUUUCCGAUUUCCUAUAAACACUUAGGAUGCAGUGCAAUCAUCAUCUACGGGGAGCCACAUGCUCUCAAAGUGGCAGUUCGUUAGACUACAGCAGCGAUAUAAACGCUAUUAGCGUGGAACUGCCGGAUGCUGAAGAUAGUCAAUCAGUCAAUGGAUUGAAGUAUUUACCCCUCUGGCCAGCGGUAAACAUUGAAUUUUCUGGCCUGACCUACGAAGUGCCUGAUCAGCGAAAUGCCCAAAAGACAAAACAAAUUUUACGUGACGUGAAUGGCGAGUUCCGAUCUCACGAGCUAACCGCGAUCAUGGGACCAUCCGGAGCAGGAAAAACAACGCUAUUGAAUUUACUUGCUGGAUUUGGGUCGAUUGACCCAUCUGGUAAAAUUCUGGUCAACAGCAGCCCACGCAACAUGCGAAUCUUUCGCAAAAUGUCACGAUACAUUAUGCAGACAGAUAUACUCGACCUGCAGUUCACCGUGCGAGAGCUGAUGCUCUUAGCGGCUAACUUGAAGCUAGGUAAUGAAUUAAAAUUAGCUCAAAAGCUGGAAGUGAUCGAAGAAAUCUUGGGCAUGUUGCGCUUAACAAGUGCACAGAACACAAAGGCAGAAAAGAUUUCAGGUGGAGAGCGAAAACGGCUUUCGAUAGCGCUGGAGCUGGUUAACAAUCCACCUAUUAUUUUUUUGGAUGAGCCAACAACUGGCCUGGACGACCUUUCGAGCUCACAAUGCAUUUCACUUCUGAAAAUGUUGGCAAACGGCGGCCGCACCGUCAUCUGCUCCAUACAUACACCUUCCGCCAAGAUUUUCGAAAUGAUUGACAAAGUGUACGUGCUCGCUGAGGGUCAGUGUAUUUAUCAGGGGAACGGAGCGAACAUUGUGCCUUAUAUGAAUCACAUCGGACUAUCCUGUCCGCUCACGUACAAUCCAGCCGACUUUAUAAUCGAAGUAGCGUGCAAUGAGUACGGCAACAACUAUCACGAACGCAUGGUGGCGGCAGUGAACAAUGGAAGAGUGGGACGAUGGGUUCCACCAGUUGUGAAUGGCAAGGAUACACCAACAAAGUCGGAUACAACAUCUGGCGCAUCCUCAUACAGUGAUAUGGAACAGUUCGAGGAGGAAAUCAGCCCGAAAUUGCUUAUAUCCAAAUCCACCUGGUGGAUGCAGUACAAACUGCUCCUCUCACGAAUGAUGCUUCAAAUGUGGAGGGACAAAUCCUACAUCAAGCUGAAAUUUUACAUGAAUAUAAUUCUUGCGUUGCUCGUUGGCGGCCUCUAUGAAGGAGUGGGACGACAAGCAUCGAAAGCUCUAUUUAAUUUUGGAUUUAUGUUCACCAUUGUCAUAGCUUAUUUGUAUCUGCCCAUGAUGCCAGUGCUGUUACAAUUCCCCACUGAAAUCAAACUCUUGAAACGCGAAUAUUUCAAUCAGUGGUAUCGAUUGAGUUCUUACUACGCCGCAAUGAUCUCUGCGAAGUUACCCUUAAUGUUUGUACUUGCCGCCAUCUAUUUAUCAAUUGUGUACUUAAUGUCUAGCCAGCCUUUAGAAUGGUUCCGAUUCGCCAUGCUGUUCAGUAUAGCAUUCCUAACGGCCCUUACCUCAGACAGCUUUGGCCUUAUGAUAUCUAGUAGGCUCAGCUUAGUGAAUGGCAUGUUUAUGGGGCCUGUUAUUGCCGUUCCCCUCAUUCUACUUUCUAUUUAUGGCAUGGGGUACGGUAAGGAUACGUACAUCUCACCUAUUAUGCGCUUCUUGAUGUCCCUCAGCUUCCUACGUCACGGCCUGGAGGGUCUAGUAGCCGCUUUAUACGACUACGGGAGAGGCGAUACAAUUUGCGAUACCGAAAUUUUCUGCAUGUUUAAGAAAUCGCAAUUUUUACUAGUGUUUCUAGGAUUUGAGAACAUAAGCUAUUUGUGGUCUUUGAGCUGCUUAUUUGGAUUCUACAUUGCCUUCACAGUUGCUGCAUAUCUGUUGUUACGUCAUCGGUUAAAACAAUCGGUUGCAAAUCCGAUUAUAACUUAUGUCACGCAUAUUCUGACGAAAUAUUUCAAUUUCACCUCUUAUAAAUAUUAAAUACUUGACAUCGGG
Molecule: messenger RNA, 2102 nt
Organism: Drosophila arizonae
Lineage: Eukaryota; Metazoa; Arthropoda; Insecta; Diptera; Drosophilidae
Product: ATP-binding cassette subfamily G member 4
Biological process (GO): transmembrane transport
Cellular component (GO): plasma membrane
Molecular function (GO): ATP hydrolysis activity; ABC-type transporter activity; ATP binding
Source: RefSeq, a predicted model, not a curated record